AUGUCUACAGAUUUUGAAAGACGUCUUGAAGAGCAAGUGGAUGAUUGUUCGCUCGAGCAACUAAGAGAUAUCUUGGUUAAUAAAUCGGGCCAAACGCAACUAACAAACAGGUUUAGAGCGCUAUUCAAUUUGAAAUGUGCGGCAGAGGAGUUUGAAUCAAAGCCAGAAGAUGCUAGUAAAGCUGCCAAAUAUAUUGCCGAGGCAUUUAACGAUGAUAGUGAGCUUUUGAAACACGAAGUUGCUUACGUUUUAGGUCAAACCAAGAAUUUCGAAUGUGUACCAUACUUGAAGGACUGCGUUUUGAAUUUAAAUCAACAGUGCAUGGUGAGGCAUGAAGCAGCUGAAGCAUUGGGUGCAUUGGGUGAUCAAAGUUCAUUAGAUGUCUUGGAAAAGGUUCAAAAAGAGGAUCCAUCGUUAGAAGUCAGAGAAACUUGUGAACUGGCCAUUGAUCGUAUCAAAUGGCAGCAUAGUGAGGCAGGUGCUAAGGAAAGACUACAGCCAUCGCUAUAUUCCAGUAUUGAUCCAGCACCACCACUAGCAUUGGAACAGAACUACGAUAUUCCAGAACUACAAAAGUUGCUGAACGAUAAGAAGAAGCCAUUGUUUGAAAGAUAUAGAGCCAUGUUUAGAUUACGAGACUUUGGUACAGACGAAGCUGCAUUGGCUCUGGCGACAGGUUUCGACGACGAUUCCGCCCUUUUCAAACAUGAAAUUGCCUAUGUCUUUGGUCAAAUGGGAAAUACUUGCAUUGUACCAAAACUAAUCGAGGUUUUAGGUCGUAGAAACGAAGAACCAAUGGUCAGACAUGAAGCUGCCGAAGCAUUGGGAUCAAUUGCCUCUGAUGACGUCGUGCCAGUUCUUAAAGGCUACUUGAACGAUGAAGUUGCAGUUGUUAGAGAAUCUGCUCACGUUGCACUUGACAUGUACGAGUAUGAAAACAGCAAUGAGCUUGAAUAUGCUCCAGCUUAG
Zygosaccharomyces rouxii is the source of this 969-nucleotide messenger RNA. RefSeq names its product deoxyhypusine monooxygenase (gene LIA1). Lineage: Eukaryota; Fungi; Ascomycota; Saccharomycetes; Saccharomycetales; Saccharomycetaceae. The record is from RefSeq and is a predicted model, not a curated record. Gene Ontology annotation, biological process: peptidyl-hypusine biosynthetic process. The coding region runs from base 1 to 969 and encodes 322 amino acids. The transcript has a single exon. Gene Ontology annotation, molecular function: deoxyhypusine monooxygenase activity.